Molecule: messenger RNA, 633 nt
Organism: Delphinapterus leucas (beluga whale)
Lineage: Eukaryota; Metazoa; Chordata; Mammalia; Artiodactyla; Monodontidae
Source: RefSeq, a predicted model, not a curated record
AUGUCAGCUCCCCAGUGGGGUGUCCCCCCGCUGGUUAAAAGCACAGAUCCGGAUCCCUCCUGGAACUACCUGUUUGGCUUCCACCCUCACGGGGUCCUGGUCAGCGGGGCCUGCAGCAACGUCUGCACAGAGGCCACUGGCUUCUCCCACCUCUUCCCUCACCUCCAGCCCCACCUGCUCACGCUGCCCUGUUGGUUCCAGCUCCCUGUCUUCCGGGACUACAUCAUGUGUGCUGGAUCAGUGCCCUCGGACAAGGCCAGCGCCUCCUAUCUCUUGUCCCUGCCCGGGGGCCUCCUGGCCGUGGGAGGGCCCCUGGAGGCGUGGGAGGCAAAGCCCGGAGCGCUGAGCUUGCGAAUCCGGAAUCAGAAGAGAUUUGUCAAGUUGGCGCUGGAAGAGGACAGCGCUGCCCGGGAGGGAGCGCAGCGCGCGCCGGGCGGGGUCCGGAUGGGGGCCCCGAUCCCGGCGCAGCGAACCCCGCGGCCCAGCCGGGCGCAGGUGGACGCGCAGCACGAGGUCUACUUGGAGCGGCUCAAGCAGCUGUUGAAAGAGCACAUGGCGCGCUCUGGCGUCCCCGCCGACAGGCACCCCCCCCCACCUAGACGCGCCGCCGGCCCCCACCGGUGCCCUCGGUGA